Schistocerca gregaria is the source of this 4618-nucleotide messenger RNA. It is a transcript of the gene Ric, whose product is annotated as GTP-binding protein Rit2. The transcript has 5 exons. NCBI's taxonomy places the organism in Eukaryota, Metazoa, Arthropoda, Insecta, Orthoptera, Acrididae. The record is from RefSeq and is a predicted model, not a curated record. Gene Ontology annotation, biological process: Ras protein signal transduction. Bases 269 to 943 code for a protein of 224 amino acids. Gene Ontology annotation, cellular component: plasma membrane. Gene Ontology annotation, molecular function: GTP binding; GTPase activity; calmodulin binding.
AAGCUAUAGAUGGCAAAGUUGUUCUCGAGCGUGAUUGCUUGAUGGGGGCGUUUACCUACAUAAGUCCUUUGAGGGUCUUUUAGCGUUUUAAAACCCUAGACCAUUCUGGCAAUGGUCUAGGGUAAUAGAAGAAUUCCGGAAGAAAACGUCGUACCUUUAGAUUACAAGUUUGAAACCGAAAUAAAAAGAAGCAGACCUGGCGGCUGGUCAAGCAGGCCCUUCUGGGUCUGGAAUUGCGCCCGUAACUCCGGGCAAAAGACCCGGGAGAAUGGGCAUUGCUGAUGAUAGCAGAGGUGUAUCACAAGGUCGACCCGAAACUACAAGAGGUGGAUUAAGAGUGUACAAAAUAGUGGUAUUGGGAGACGGGGGGGUUGGGAAAUCAGCUCUAACUCUACAGUUCGUCAACCAUAGGUUUUUGGAUUAUCACGACCCAACUAUUGAAGAUGCAUACCAACAACAAGCUGUAAUUGAUGGUGAAGCAUCACAACUGGAUAUACUGGAUACUGCAGGCCAGGUGGAGUUCACUGCUAUGAGAGAUCAGUAUAUGAGAUGUGGGGAAGGUUUUAUGAUAUGUUAUUCUGUAACUGACAGACACAGCUUCCAGGAAGCUGUUGAGUACCGUAAGUUGAUAAAUCGUGUAAGAGCCUCUGAAGAUAUUCCUCUAGUGCUUGUGGGAAAUAAAUUUGAUCUGCAGCAUCAGAGGAAGGUCUCACCAGAAGAAGGCCGUGCCUUGGCAGCCCAAUUCGGGUGUCCAUUCUACGAGACAUCGGCAGCUUUACGACAUUUUGUUGAUGAUGCGUUCCAUACUUUAGUGCGUGAGAUUCGACUAAAAGAACGUGACAGACGUCAUACAACUACUAAACUGAAUAAACACAGUCGAUGGCGACGACUGCGAUCGAUACUUGCCAUCGUCUUUAGGCGUAAACGUAAUUUCUCUCAGUAAGAAAAUGGUUACACUCCCAGACAAACAGCUUUACAAUUAAAAUGGCAGAUACCAUUAGCAUUUUGUGUGUUCUUUUUAAGUCAUUUUCUUCUUCCUCCAUUUCUCUGUGAACUUAGAUUAUAGUGGAUAACUUUAAGAUCUCAUGAUUUUCGUGUCACUUUUAUGUAAUAUCAGGACAGUUGCUUUUGAUAUUCAUAUUUAUUUUGUUAAUGUUUUACAUCUGUGUAAAAAAUCAUAAUGAUGUUGUAUGUUACAACAUGGAAGUACAAAACAUCCUUUGUUGGCAAGUUUGCCAAUGUGAAGGAAGCACAUAUAAACUUAAAUACAUUUUAUAAUAAGGUUAAUUCAUUUUGAUUAUGUUUCAAUAAAACAUAAAAUAUUUGCUUAAAUGUUGGGUACUAGUUCCCAUUCUGGGACUUGCGUACAUAGAGAGAACCUUGAAUCUUCACUCUGAUCACUGAGGAAUGUAUAUGCAUAUGUAUCGCAACAAGAGGCCAUAAGCAUGAAGUAUCCAGUUUAUGUGGCUUUCAGAGAAGUAUAUUAACAUUAACCCUGAAGCGAAAAAUCCCACCAUGAAUUACUACUGUAACUUGUAGGAAAUAUUUCCAAGCACAAUUUCAAUAGUUUUGUUGGAUAUUUUCUAUAUGAAGACAAUGUCAGUCUCUUAGUUUAAUUUGCAGUUAAUAUAGUAUGGAAGUUUUGAUGAAUGAAAACCAGUUUCUUUCCCUCACCAUAUUCUGCUCACUGUAAAACUGAAAGUGAACCAUGGAAUUGCGAAUAUAAUCAGUGAAAUUUCAUGCAUGUAGUUUAACUUAUUGUACUGGUAUUUGGUUUGUGACUGUUCCUGCUGGUUGAGGUGAAGUACAGGACAAGAAGCGUAUGAAACUGGGUAGUCCAAAAAUAACAAUAAAAGUGAAAAUCAAUAAUUAAAAAAGUAUUGAUAGUAUCACAGAAUGGUUUUCUUACAACUGCUUAUGACAUGGAAUAAUGCUUUAAAUAAAACUGAAAGAAGUAACAUGCUAGUUAAAUUUUUCACAUAAUUUGAGUCAGUAAUAUCCUACAUUUCAGCUGUCACCAAUUACAUUUCAGUUAAAUUAAAUUAAAAGUGUACUUCAUCUGCCCAGUUUGCAUUCAAAAGCUAGUUUUCAUAAUUUUCUAUUUGAGCCUGUUGGGAAAUCAGUUUCACUACUGAUGGGUGACAGCUCCAGACACAAAUAACAGUAUCAACUCCCAGUUAAAAUUUAUCUAGUCUGGUAAUAAAGUUUUCAUUGUCAAAAGAAAAAUCCAGUACAUAUCUGUGGAAACCAGAGUACUGUUAAUGAUACGUCCUUACUUAUUGAGAUUUUAUGUCUAAUUACAAGUAUUUACUCCUUCCCAGCCCCUGCAUAUUUUACUGUAUAGUAAGAUGGAUGACAAUUCAGAUGUAUUCAGUCAAUUUUGGUCAUGCAUACCGUCAGAAGAUAACUUUGUAAUUCAUAAAGAUAUGUUGAAAAUGAAAUCGAACUGAAAGUUAAAGAGUAAGAAAAUCCAUACAAUAAUUACUUUUUUAUUUAUUUUUCUUCCAAUUUCACUUUUUACAAGUAGAAAUUACUAACUGUGUGUAUGCUUGCAACAAAUUGUUCCACUAAUUCUCAGUUGUCUACUUCACCAUUUUUACAAACAUUUCACGUUCAGUAGUUAUGUCAAAUAAAAUUUGGCCAACAAGAACAGCCAAGUAUGAGGACCAUACCUUGAGCUUGUGUUUCAAGCUGACAGGGAAAUUGCAUCACUUAGUUUUUCAUUUCGAUUCCAUCUUUUCUUCAGUCUCACUGUGUUUGCUUUGGUUCCUAUCAUUCUUGCCCGCAUUCUUCUUCUUGAGAUGUCAGUAAGAUUUAUUUCCUCAUAUAUUUCUGAAGAAAGAAUGUUUGUACCUGCGAGUUUGACAUUUGAAUUUAAUCUGUAAUGGUCUUUUAUCUAUUUCACUACCAAUGCUUGAAACAUUUAAAUGGAUAUAAUUUUCCAUAAUGUGUUUUUAAUUGGAGGCUCAGACUUCUCUCAACCAUAAAUAUUCAGAAGUUUAACUUACUCAGUGUGACCAUUCAUAGGGAAACUGACAUCCACAUAAUUCUAUCAGUAUCACACUGAAAUGUAUGUCAAAGUCCAAUCUAAAAUCUAAAGAAUACAACUGACAUCCAUGUCAGUCGUGAUUUUCAUUUCUGUAUUAUUAAUGUUUUGAUUGUUUUGUUAAAACAGACCUCUAUUUUGAAAAAAAAAAAAAUCUGUUGAAUGUGUAGCACUGUAUUAGCAAAAAAUAGAGAAUAGUGGAAAAAAAAUUGAAGCUAAAUCACAGUUAUCAUAGUUGAUACGGUAUACUAUGCAGAAUUGCUAACAUUAACAAAAAAGCUUAAGAAUUCUCAGUUUUUUAACAUUGAAUAACAAGAUAUAAAGGGAUAGAGACAAUUUAUAACCGGGAGAGCCAAAGAACUUGUUCCUUACUGUUAAGACAUUCCAGAAAGGUAAACUGUAAAGUCAAGUAUUGUAAAAAAAGACUCAAUAUCAUUUUAGCCCCUGUAGUUGCACAUCCUUUGCUUUCCUCGUCUUGGUCUUCUGCUGAUCAAUAAGUCUAAAAACGUAUUUUCUAAUCUCCUUAGGCCACUAUCAUGUAUGUUUCUCUAAUUUUCUAAUAAAUACAACUUCUUUUCACUACCUUUACUUUUUAGUUCUAAAUUGAGGUAUACAACUUUUCAUUCAAUCAUCAGGCACAAUGAUGAUAAUAUUUUUAAAUGAUUAUUUCAAUCUAAAUUUGAGAACAAUGGACCCAUACUUUUAAUACAUUUUGGAUCAGUUAUGAGCAUUCUUGUAAAUAAGCAGAAUCAUGUUUUCAGGCCCCUUGAUAAAAUAAAUUUAACUGCACUUGAGGUUAUCAUUAGUGCUUGCUGUUUCUUGCAAAAUGAAUCUAAUUUUACAGCUGAGAAAUAAAAGAAUGGUUUUCAUCUUGAAAUCUAAAAUAUUUAUUGCAGACAACAAUUUUGUUGCAAAGUGUGGUGCUUUUUGUUAGUUUCAAUUCAUGAUUGAUUAAAGUUGCUGAAAACAAUGUAUUGGUAACAGGCCUAAGCUACCAUGAGUGAUGUAGUCAGUUGUUUUCAAGAAUGGUACCUAAAUGUCAUUAUUGUAACAACUUUCUUUGUUAUGGUAAGUAACACUAGUACCCUACAAUGAAUAUUUCACGUAUAACACAUGACAGUGGAGCCUAAGAUAUUAUAUGCAAGGAACAAACUGUGAAAUGGAAAGAUAUAGUACUCUGUCAAGAUUACUCGUUAUACAACUAUGCAAUUACAUUAUUGGAUGUGUGAAACAGAUUGAUUGUUAUCAAAAAUUUUGCUUGUUAGUAGUGUGUACAGUAUUAGUUUUUACCUUACAUUACUAUUAGAAGGGGAAAACAUAAUCCAAACCCUAACAUUGAAACAAUUUGAAAUUAAUAAUUUGUGAAGUAUUUGCUUUAGUCACAAUGGGUCCAAUUACUGUUCCAGUAAACGUGGCACUAAAAGUUAGUGCACAGAAAUACCUCUACUGAAUUGAUGAUAUUAAUUUACCUUUGUACUUUUGCAUAUUGUAAAUAUAUUGCUGCAGUGUAAUUAUGAUUAUUGACUUAUUUAAUACUGAUGUACAAAAUAAAAAUGAUUUUGUUGUUUUGUA